GGCAGCGUCGUCGCUGUCAAGGUUUUAGACCCGAAGAAAAUCAACGGCGACGUCGUGGACGCGAUACGACACGAAGUGACGGUCAUGACCGCGAACCGGCACCCGCACAUCGUCACCGUGCUCGCCGCGUGCGUGCAGCUCCCGGACGCGGCGAUCAUCAUGGAACACUGCGCGAACGGCUCGCUCGCGGACGUUUUAGCGAAAGCCCGAGGGAAGCCGACGUCGUUGUGCUGGCGCGUCCGACUUUUGAUGGCGUCCGACGCCGCGUGCGGACUCGCGUACUUGCACUCGUCGAACAACCAGAUCGCGCACCGGGAUCUGAACACGCAGAACCUCCUCGUGACCGGGGACAUGCGCGUCAAGAUCGCGGACUUCGGUCUGAGCCGCCUCGUCAUCGCGUCCGCAGACGCGACCGUUACGACCGUCACGACCGCGACGACGGAAGAGACAGAGUACGACUUCGGCACGCGCGCGGACGUGUUCUCUUUCGGCGUCGUCCUGUGGUGCCUCGCGACGCUCGAGCCGCCGUGGGAAUCGAUCCAGCGCGCG
Molecule: messenger RNA, 549 nt
Organism: Micromonas pusilla CCMP1545
Lineage: Eukaryota; Viridiplantae; Chlorophyta; Mamiellophyceae; Mamiellales; Mamiellaceae
Exons: 2
Biological process (GO): protein phosphorylation
Molecular function (GO): protein serine/threonine kinase activity; ATP binding
Source: RefSeq, a predicted model, not a curated record